AUGGAGCAACUCCUCUCAACGAGAAACAGAGGGCGACAGCACAAGCUGGACCUUUGCCAGACUUUCCCAGGCAUGCUGUCGGAUCGAGGCUUGCUAGCAGCUGUAUUUCUGAACUUUCUGGAGGAGCAAAGGACAGGGCAGGAGGUGGGGCUGGUGGUUAAUCUAAGCUCUCCGCUGGGAAAGGAGUCUUUGGAAUUCAUCCCCCGGGGCUGGGAAACAUCAGCUCUGUGUACCAGUCCAGUGGCCACAGCAAACAAAGGGUCAAAUGAUAAAUCUCAGUCCCCGGAGGGAGACUUUUUAAAGUACUUUAAAGUUUUUAAAGUAAGGAGACUAAAACCAGACACAGUAGAUACAAAGAGAAAUAAUGGACAUUACAUUUCUGUGGAUACAUCUUACGAGGGUGAGAAAGCAGUGCUGUCCAGCCCUGAGCUGUACUCCGAGGAGUGGAGCUGUGUCAGACUGAUUUAUCAGAUAGCAACGACUUCAGAGGCUUCGCUGGAUCCCACCAGGCUCAACCUCUACCUGAGGCAGGAAGGAGAGAGCUUCGAUCGUUUGCUGUGGUCAGCCAAGGAGCCUUCGGACAGCUGGCUCAUAGCUAGCUUAGAUUUAAUGAACAGCACAAAGAAGUACAGGAUUGUACUGGAAGGUGAAAUGGGACAAGAUAAAUCAGCCAGUAUAGCAGUUUUUGAAAUUAAAAUAACUCCUGGAUAUUGUAUCGAAUGUGACUUCGAAGAAAAUCAUCUUUGUGGCUUCAUGAACCGCUGGAACCCCAACGUCAACUGGUUUGUUGGUGGAGGGAACAUUCGUAAUUCUCAGUCUAUCCUGCCCAAAGACCACACACUUAACAGUGAACUGGGUCACUACAUGUAUGUGGACUCUGUUUACGUCAAACAUUUUCAGGAAGUUGCCCAGCUAAUCUCACCGAAGACCACAGCCCCAAUGUCUGGCUGCUUAUCUUUUUAUUACCAACUUAAGCAGGAGAGUAGCAUUGUUUUUACCGUUUACUUGAGAGACACGAGUGGCUUUUAUGAAGAGAUCUGGAAAACAGACAGCGCACUGAGCGCGGACUGGGCACUAGCGGAAGUUGACUUCAAUGCGCCAUACCCCAUGGAGGUAAUAUUUGAAGUUGCUUUCAAUAGCGCCAAAGGAGGUUACGUUGCCCUUGAUGACAUUUCUUUCUCUCCAGUUUACUGCAGCAAUCAGACAGGAACUCCUUUCAAUCCUGCCCAGGCAGGCUGCAAUUUUGAGGAAGAUCUGUGUAAUUUUUACCAGGAUCACAAAGACGGCCCAGGAUGGAGCAGAGUGAAAGUGAAGCGUAAUGUGUAUAGAGCAGGAGAUCACACUACUGGGUUUGGUUAUUACUUGUUGGCGAACACAAAGUUUACGUCACAGCCUGGGUACAUUGGACGUCUGUAUGGCCCGACCCUGCCAGGAAACUUGCAGUUUUGUCUGCGUUUUUAUUAUGCCUUAUAUGGGUUUUUCAAAAUGAGUGGUACUCUUGCUGUUUAUAUCUUUGAGGAGAAUCAUGUCGUUCAAGAGAAAAUCUGGUCCGUCUUGGACUCUCCAAAGGGAGUUUGGACUGAAGCUGAAAUCUCCUUCAAAAAGCCUAUGCCUUGCAAGGUUGUCUUUGUCAGCUGGUGUAAAAGCUUCUGGGACUGUGGACUUGUGGCACUGGAUGACAUAUCAUUGAGCCUGGGAAGCUGCCAGGCUGCUGAUCUAUCGCUGCCCAAUCCUGGAGAGUGUACUUUUGAAAAAGAUGAGUGUGUUUUUACUCAGAAGAAGAGAGGUCGUGGGAGUUGGCACAGGAGGAGGGGUCCGACUCCGACUUCUUACACUGGACCGAAAGGAGACCACACUACUGGGGUAGGUGAGUUAAGCUCCGCAUUGCACUUUCAGAACGGAUAUUGAUAGUUAAUCAAAAAUACUUUGAAAUUAUAACUUAGAACACUGAGAAAGUUUUUACUGUUCUGUUCAGAACAGUUAUUGAUCAAAUGAAGUAAGCACGUUUUUUAGAGACCCACGGAUGGUUUUCAGAAUGUGAUGUUUAAUCUGAAUUAUCUGCAGACCAAGUGGGUAAUUCGUCUUCAUGUCCUAAA
Messenger RNA from Tauraco erythrolophus (red-crested turaco), 2096 nucleotides. Lineage: Eukaryota; Metazoa; Chordata; Aves; Musophagiformes; Musophagidae. The record is from RefSeq and is a predicted model, not a curated record.